GAUGUAAAAGAAGAAAGGAAAAGUGACAAACUAGAACAUGGGGCCUCCUUCUCAAGUGGGUAUAUAAUAAUGAGGAGCUUAAAUCUUCACAUUUGAGCAUCGUCUCGUUCUUCUUUAAGCUUCAUCAACUGUGGAAAAAAGAAACCAACAAUGUGUAAGAAUUGGGUUGUUUUUGCUUUCAUCUUUCUAGUUCUCCUUAGCGGCUUCUCUUCAGCUUCAGCCACACCUCCUGCCAAAAUCGUAAGUGGGGUCGUCUCCAAUAUCGUCUCUGCACUUGUUAAGUGGCUCUGGUCACUCAAAUCCAACACUAAAACAGCCGUCUCUAGCCGUUCGAUGGUGAAAUUUGAAGGUGGAUAUACAGUGGAGACAGUGUUUGAUGGAAGUAAGCUUGGGAUUGAGCCAUAUUCUGUUGAGUUAUCUCCAACUGGAGAGCUAUUGGUUUUGGAUUCAGAAAAUAGUAACAUUUACAAGAUCUCAACACCAUUAUCUAGAUAUAGCAGGCCCAAGCUGAUUGCUGGAUCCUCUGAAGGGUACUCGGGACAUGUAGAUGGGAGGCUAAGAGAAGCAAGAAUGAAUCACCCAAAAGGUCUUACGGUGGAUGACCGAGGAAACAUAUAUAUAGCGGACACAAUGAACAUGGCUAUCAGAAAGAUAAGUGAUGGAGCUGUUACAACUAUUGCAGGCGGAAAAUGGGCUCGUGGAGGUGGUCAUGUCGAUGUUGAUGCAAAGUUUUCAAAUGAUUUUGAUGUGGUUUAUAUUGGAAGUAGCUGCUCUCUUUUGGUUAUAGAUAGAGGAAACCAGGCAAUUCGAGAGAUUCAACUCCAUGAUGAAGAUUGUAACUAUCAAUAUGAUGGUAGUUUCCAUUUAGGGAUAGUAGUGCUUGCUGCUGCUGCAUUCUUUGGCUACAUGCUAGCAUUGCUGCAACGUAGGGUACAAUCAUUGUUUUCUUCCAAUGAUGAUUCAAGAAAUUAUAUAAAGAAAGGAACACCAAUGGCACCAUACCAAAGGCCACCUAAAUCAGUCAGGCCCCCUUUGAUUCCAAAUGAAGGUGAACUUGAAAAACCAGAUGAGGGCUUUUUUGGUUCGCUCGGGAGGCUUGUCCUCAACACUGGAUCAACUGUAGGUGAAAUUUUUGGGGGAUUAUUUUCAGGCUUCAGAAGGAAGCCCCUUCGCUACCAGUUUGAACAGCAGUACCAGCAACAUCUCCAACAUUCAAAUGCAUGGCCAAUGCAAGAAAGUUUUGUGAUUCCAGAUGAAGAUGAGCCACCAUCAAUUGAAACCAGGACUCCUACACCAAAGAGAACCUAUCCAUUUAUGACCAAGGACCUGGAGAAGCACCACCAAUUCAAGCAAAACCGUAGUUACCAUGGUGCUUGGGAUGAUGAUUAUCACCAACAGAAACAGCAACAACAGCAACAGCAAAUGCAAAUGCAAAUGCAGAUGCAGCGCCACCACCAGCAACAACAGCAGCAGCAGCAGCAGCAUCAUAGGCAUUAUACAUCCAACCCGAAAACAUACUACGAAAAGAGCUGUGAUGCAAACGAGAUUGUGUUUGGGGCUGUUCAAGAACAGGCUGGUCGGCGUGAAGCUGUGGUUAUAAAGGCUGUUGACUAUGGAGAUCCUAGGUACAGUCACCAUAAUAUUCGACCUCGAUUCAACUAUGUUGGUUAUUCUCAUGGGUAUUAAUCAUCUAUUAUAUAUAUUACUAGAGGGGAAAACAAAAGAAUAUUUUCAACUUCCGUGUGCCUUAAGAUGAGUAUGGAAAAAUAUGUCUUUUACUGUUUUUCUAUAUUUUUAUUUGUUUAUUAAUAUUUUUUAAUCUCUUCCUUUUUACUUUCAUUUUUUGGUGGAAAUGUUAGUACUGUUUUAAAAAGUUUGCUUGUAGCGAUCAAAUAUGUAACAUAUCUUAUACAAUAUGAAGAGAAUCAAAUGGCUAGCUGUUGAUGUUA
This is a messenger RNA of Hevea brasiliensis (rubber tree), 1949 nucleotides long. RefSeq lists its product as uncharacterized. The record is from RefSeq and is a predicted model, not a curated record. NCBI's taxonomy places the organism in Eukaryota, Viridiplantae, Streptophyta, Magnoliopsida, Malpighiales, Euphorbiaceae. The transcript has 7 exons. Bases 151 to 1686 code for a protein of 511 amino acids. Gene Ontology annotation, molecular function: protein binding.